AAGGUGAACAGCAACUUGAACAACAGUCACAGCAAGAGGCGUCUGCUGGCAGCUGCGCGCUUUCUUGAGGCGCAGAAUCGUCGUCGCCUGUCGGCAAGUGGUGCCGCAUUCGUCCGUGACUCUGGAGGAGCGGGCCACGCUGGAGCUCGGUUUGCGGAUAUGCACGGAGCUGUCGAUUGCAAGGGCGUUUUUUCUUCCAUGAUCCUGGCGCAGUCCAUAGGCAUAUGGGUUGUUUCGCACGGCUACGAAAGGACAAGGGACGUGGAUCCAUGGAAUCCUGCAGAUGUCCCGUACAGAUUUAUGGGGAAGCACGGAGCCAGAAUGGGUGUCAUCAGCCAGGACUGCGACGACGGACAGUACCGCAUAGACGUAGACUACGGUGGCUCACCUGAGGAAUACACCUGUACCAUGAAAGACUUGCUGUGGUAUGUGACUGUGGGAGGCUGGUACCACUCAACAUACAAGUGCAACCGGGUGAAAAAUGGAUAUCGUCCUUAUCAUUACUGUAUGAACAAGAGGAUAAUAUACAGCGAUGCUAUACCAACACACGAAGGACACCGGCCGCUGUGGCCUGUGUACGGAGAGUAUAAGUAUGUGCCACCACAGCGCUGGCUGCACAGCAUAGAGCACGGAGCCGUGGUGAUGCUUUACCACCCGUGUGCACCGGCGUGGUUUGUGGAGAAGCUACGGAAACUGGUGAGAGACUGCCUGCGAAAGCACAUUAUAACUCCGCACAGACGACUCAGCCUCGAACGACCAUUGGCUUUGGUCGCAUGGGGCUGCAAGCUGCAGAUGAGUCAUGUCAACGCGAGAGAGGUCAUCAAAUUCAUCAAGGAGCACGCCCUGCGGGGACCCGAAGGGCGCUUUCCCAUGGAGGGCCAGUACAGCUACAUGCUGAUCGCCAAAGCCCAUCCGCCCAGUGGAUCCGACAUGAACGACGCUAACCUGUGUCCGGCUCUCCACGAGUAUACACGGUUGCAGACAACUUUUUAGACCCUUUUUCUCACUCGUGUCCUAUCGCUGAACAUUCGUUUAAUUCAACCCAGUGGCACUUGCUUCCCGAAGGAACUGCUCCCUUGGCAUUGGUAUCUUCUCUGGCCAAGAUUCACGAGCUGACAAGGAAUAAAAUAGUUUCCUUCAGUG
Messenger RNA from Rhipicephalus sanguineus (brown dog tick), 1143 nucleotides. RefSeq lists its product as uncharacterized. Gene Ontology annotation, cellular component: cytoplasm. NCBI's taxonomy places the organism in Eukaryota, Metazoa, Arthropoda, Arachnida, Ixodida, Ixodidae. Bases 160 to 993 code for a protein of 277 amino acids. The transcript has 10 exons. The record is from RefSeq and is a predicted model, not a curated record.